CAUAGGUUCGCAUUGUGUUAUACACCUCUCCCGUUUUUCUUCUUGAAAACUCGGGUUUCGUUCCCAGAUGUGAGUCUUCCUAGUUGUGUUAUUGCCCCUGGUAUUGCAGAUCUGCUCGAAGACGUCCUGAAUCCAAGAACCUUCGAGCAUCUGUCGUUUCGGUUGCAAAAUUGAAUAACUUGCGGUAGUGAGGGGCGACUAAAUCUUCUGACUUCAUUCCCGCUUUGUUAGUUACGGGUUACCUAUUAAUCUUUUGGUUAUUUGAUUACUGUGAAUCUCUCGAACAGCAAAUCAGUUUAGCAGGCUAGUACUUGCAUCCUUCCUCGUAUUUGAGGAUUGCGUGAAAUGAAGUCUCAGCGAUAAGGAACUGGGAUCCAUGAAAACUAGUCAAAUAUAUUCUUCCGGCGCCCUUUCCAGGUUGAAAGCCUUUUGGAACAAAAUGUUUGCGUCUAAAGUCAUUGCUAGGUCAGCACCCUUGGCGGCUCCGGCGAUUUCGAAUCCCAUCCGGACUCCUGCCGCCGUUUCCAACGUGCGCUAUGUAUCGUCCGAAACAACCUUCCAGGUGCGAGAUUUUAAACUGCACAAGCUGGACCAGGGUCCGCGCACCACCGUGAGCGUGACCAAAGACGACGCCCUGAGAUAUUACCUCGAUAUGGUCCGUAUUCGGCGUCUGGAAACAGCCGCCAGUAAUCUCUACAAGGAGAAGGCCAUCCGUGGCUUCUGUCAUUUGUACUCGGGACAGGAAGCGUGUGCGGUGGGCAUGGAGGCAGCUCUCCGGCGUGAUGAUCCGGUCAUCACCGCCUACCGCGCACACGGCUGGACCUUGACACGCGGCGCCACCAUGGUGCAAGUGUUGGCUGAGUUAACCGGUCGGCGAGCCGGUGUGCAGAAGGGCAAAGGAGGCUCAAUGCACAUGUACCUGAAGAAUUUCUAUGGGGGUAACGGGAUUGUCGGCGCGCAGGUGCCGCUCGGCACGGGUAUUGGUCUGGCGUUGAAGUAUCAGAAGACAGAUAAUGUCUGUGUGACACUGUACGGAGACGGUGCAGCUAAUCAGGGCCAGUGUUUUGAAGCGUAUAAUAUUGCUAAAUUAUGGAGUCUACCGGUAAUUUAUGUCUGUGAAAACAAUGGUUACGGGAUGGGAACCAGCGCGGAAAGAUCAUCGGCGUCGACUGCUUAUUACACUCGAGGCGAUUAUGUACCUGGUAUCUGGGUCGAUGCCAUGGACGUCUUAGCUAUGCGGGAAGCCACGCUUUUCGCAACCGAAUACUGCAGAUCGGGGAAAGGACCGAUAGUAUUGGAAGCCGCCACAUAUCGUUAUCACGGUCAUUCCAUGUCGGAUCCCGGCACAAGUUACCGGAAACGUGAUGAAGUGGAUGAGGUGCGCAAGAGUCGUGAUCCCAUUGCGCACUUCAAGGAUCGAUUGCUGAAGUCAGGCCUGGCGACGGAAGAAGAACUGAAGAACAUCGAGGCUAAUGUUGUUAAGGAAGUUAGUGAAGCAGUGCAAAUUGCCAAAACUGACAAAGAGCUUGCACCAGAAGAGCUCUGGACCGAUGUUUAUGUCGACAAUGACCAGUGGAAAAUGCGCGGUACCACACCGUUUCAAUGGAAGCUUCCAGGAAAAUCGACACCUGUGCGAUUAUAAUUUAUUGACUGAUUUAUUCUUAAUUCUAAUUUCUUCUUGAAAGUGAGGAAUAGCUUGACAGAUUCCUUUGGGAUUCUCUGAAAUAGAUUCUGCUGAUGUCGGUGUCAUUAGAGGCCGUUUAUGUGUGCUAGUUUUCGUAUGAGCGGGGUAUAGUGGUCUUAUUGUGAAGUAGUCAGUUAGGUACAGUAUAUUUUAAAAUGUUACGAACUGGAUAAUACUGUUAAAUUAAUGGUAGUUCAGCAAUAAAACA
Paramacrobiotus metropolitanus is the source of this 1892-nucleotide messenger RNA. Its product is annotated as probable pyruvate dehydrogenase E1 component subunit alpha, mitochondrial. NCBI's taxonomy places the organism in Eukaryota, Metazoa, Tardigrada, Eutardigrada, Parachela, Macrobiotidae. Gene Ontology annotation, cellular component: intracellular membrane-bounded organelle. Bases 377 to 1642 code for a protein of 421 amino acids. The record is from RefSeq and is a predicted model, not a curated record. Gene Ontology annotation, biological process: pyruvate decarboxylation to acetyl-CoA. The transcript is spliced from 5 exons. Gene Ontology annotation, molecular function: pyruvate dehydrogenase (acetyl-transferring) activity.